Messenger RNA from Dentiscutata erythropus, 573 nucleotides. The record is from the annotation of a GenBank genome assembly. NCBI's taxonomy places the organism in Eukaryota, Fungi, Glomeromycota, Glomeromycetes, Diversisporales, Gigasporaceae.
AAUAUACCUUAUACCAGUUACUCUAAAAUUACAAAACCAAAUUCUGUACACCAGUGUGAUUUAAUUGAAAUGCCAUAUAAUGAAGAUGUAGAUACGAGUUUGUUGGAUAAUGGCCCAAUAUUUUACUAUGUACUAUUGGCUUGGCUAUUGCAAUGUGACCAAGGUUAUGAGUUCAUGGAAAGCAUGACAUUGAUAAUAGAUGAACACAAUGUUAAUAUCCGAAAAACUAAAGCACGUUUCAGGCAUACAAGCUUGGCUAUGGUUGAUCAUUAUGCCGGAUUAUUCGAAUUAAGGGUUUUUAAAAAUCAAUAUGCGAUAGAGUUUCUCUUACCUACUAGCGAACGCUAUAAAGAAUGCGAACGAUUUGCAAGAAGAAUUGUUAAUAACAUGAAUGAUACUCCUACUCGCAUAAUGCCCUCUUUUCCCAAUCACAACAAAUUUGUGCAUCUAGAUUCAUUUGCCCUUGCGGGUGAAAAAAAGGCACGAUUUGAUAAUGCUGAUUACCACUAUAUUCGAAGGCCAAGCCUAGCUCCUCAUUAUACCCAUCUAGAUGUAAUCCUUUUAAGAAUUUAG